Biomphalaria glabrata is the source of this 1603-nucleotide messenger RNA. Its product is annotated as electron transfer flavoprotein subunit alpha, mitochondrial-like. Bases 117 to 1118 code for a protein of 333 amino acids. The transcript is spliced from 10 exons. The record is from RefSeq and is a predicted model, not a curated record. Gene Ontology annotation, molecular function: flavin adenine dinucleotide binding; electron transfer activity. NCBI's taxonomy places the organism in Eukaryota, Metazoa, Mollusca, Gastropoda, Planorbidae. Gene Ontology annotation, cellular component: mitochondrion.
UUAAAAUAUAUAGGUAUGUGAGCUAGCACUUUGCCCUACCUUCCCAAUAAUAUCACAAAGUUCAAUUACUGAAUCAGGACUCCUCCAGUUCAUCUAAAAUCUCUUUCUAAACAACAAUGUUUCGUGUUCGGCAUACUACGGUUUCACGAUCAAUAAAAGUUCUGAAAAGAUGCAAGAGUACGCUGGUCAUAGCUGAACAUAACAAUGAAAAAUUAACACCAUGCACACUUAACACUAUAACAGCUGCCACUAAAAUUGGUGGCGAUAUUUCAUGCUUGGUUGUUGGCAGCAAUUGCUCAAAGGUUGCAGAAGAAGUGAGUCAAAUCAAAGGUGUUUCUAAAGUUCUUUUAGCGGACAAUGAAGCUUUUAAAGGAUUUUUGCCUGAAAUUGUGGCACCAUUUUUACAAGCUACACAACAACAGUUUAAAUUUACACAUAUUUUAGCUCCCGCAACAGCCACAGGAAAGAAUAUUUUGCCAAGAUUAGCUGCUAAACUUGAUGUUUCUCCUAUAUCAGAGAUAACAGGAGUUCAAGACGAUAGUACAUUUAUAAGGACAAUUUAUGCAGGUAAUGCUGUUCAAACUUUAAAGUCUGAUGAACCAGUUAAAAUUAUAACUGUUCGGGGAACAUCAUUUGAAUCAGCAGCAGUUGGAGGCAAAGCAUCUACAGAAAAAGUAUCAGUUCCUGUUGAAAAUAGUACUUCAUCUGAAUUUGUUGGUCAAGAAUUGAGCAAAAGUGAUCGUCCAGAACUAACUUCUGCUAAGGCUGUUGUUGCAGGAGGACGAGGAAUGAAGAAUGGUGAAAACUUUAAGCUGUUAUAUGACCUAGCAGAUAAGCUCAAUGCUGCUGUUGGAGCAUCCCGUGCUGCAGUAGAUGCUGGAUUUGUAGCUAAUGACCUUCAAGUGGGUCAAACUGGCAAGAUAGUAGCACCUGAACUGUACAUUGCUGUGGGUAUAUCUGGAGCCAUACAACAUCUGGCUGGAAUGAAAGAUAGUAAAGUCAUUGUUGCAAUAAAUAAAGAUCCAGAGGCUCCUAUAUUUCAAGUUGCUGAUUAUGGAUUAGUGGAAGAUCUUUUCAAGGCUGUACCAGCCAUGACUGAGCUGAUAAGUAAAAAGUGAUUCCAGGAUUGAGCUGCAUGUUUAGGUGAUUUAUUCCUGUCUGUGAUGCUCAUUGAUCUUCAUUGAGUUCAAGUUUUAAUAUUUUUACAAGAUACAGCAUAACCAAUUGAGGUCUACAAUUAUCUGCAUAAUUGUAUAUUUGAGUACUUAUCAAAUUCUACUUUGAAAAUAGGCAAAUGUUUUUUUAUUAUCUAAAUAUACUUUCAUAGAAGACUUUUUUGCUUGAAUUGUUUGUCUUGAUGUUUCUGUUAUGGUCUGGGUUUUUGUUUUUUUUUUAAAUUAUUUUGUGCAUGUGUACAAAGAAGCAGAACACAAACUUACCAGGUACAUUUAAUAGACAGGAUUACACAGAUAUGAAACUUGAUUUUAUUUUCUGAAUGACUUGUCAUCCUAGAGUUGGUGAUAGAUUUGUUUUGUGCAUACGAAGAGUUUUGUGACCUUUGAAGUAUCAGAGAAAUUAAACAUUUUGUCAUUGUAUUUAUUGA